This is a messenger RNA of Olea europaea var. sylvestris, 1749 nucleotides long. RefSeq names its product methylthioribose kinase-like. The record is from RefSeq and is a predicted model, not a curated record. Gene Ontology annotation, molecular function: S-methyl-5-thioribose kinase activity. The transcript is spliced from 6 exons. Bases 250 to 1512 code for a protein of 420 amino acids. NCBI's taxonomy places the organism in Eukaryota, Viridiplantae, Streptophyta, Magnoliopsida, Lamiales, Oleaceae.
CUUUACGAUACAGCGUGCUUCAUCCGUUAACCAACGAACAUCUCCCAUCACGUCGUCGUCCAUGUGGUAGUUCUCAGAAGACUAUACUAUACGGCGUGCUUCUCCCGUCUACAUAAAGCAUUAUAUUCUUCCAUUUUUUACACAAGUCACGUUACAUAAUAGUCAAAGGUUUUCCAGUCCCUUCCUCAAUUACUAUCCAAACUGUGUGACUCUCAAAGCUUCUUCGCUGCCGCCGAUCACCACUAGGAGAUGGCUUCCAAUGGGUUCCGGCCACUGGACGAGAAGUUACUGCUGGAGUACGUCAAAGCAACUCCAAUAUUGGCUGAAAAGCUGGGCCAUCAGUUCGAUAAGCUGGAAAUUAAAGAAAUAGGCGAUGGAAAUCUGAAUUUUGUGUAUACUGUUAUCAGCCCCUCUGGCUCCUUCGUUAUCAAACAGGCUCUUCCUUAUGUUCGUUGUUUAGGGGAGUCAUCUCCAAUGGCAAAAGAACGUGCCUAUUUUGAAACAACAACGCUAAAGGAGCACGGUCGCUUGUGUCCUGACCAUGUUCCUGAGGUUUACCAUUUUGACAGUUCGAUGUGUUUGAUCGGCAUGCAGUACAUUGAGCCUCCUCAUAUAAUCUUAAGAAAGGGUUUGAUUGCUGGGGUUGAGUAUCCAUUGGUUGCGGAGCACAUAUCAGACUAUAUGGCUAAAACUCUAUUCUACACGUCCCUUCUGUACCUUACAACAACGGAUCAUAAAAGUGCAGUUGCUAAAUAUUGUGGAAAUGUGGAGUUAUGCAGACUCACUGAGAAGGUUGUCUUUUCUGACCCUUACAAAGUGUCUGAACAUAAUCGUUGGACAUCUCCUUAUCUUGAUUCUGAUGCCGAAGCAGUUCGGGGGGAUAACAUUUUGAAGUUUGAAAUUGCUGAGCUAAAAUCAAAAUUCUGUGAAAGAGCUCAAGCUCUUAUACAUGGUGAUCUCCAUACAAGUUCUGUCAUGGUUACUGUAGAUUCAACUCAAGUUAUAGAUCCAGAAUUCGGUUUUUAUGGGCCAAUGGGAUUUGAUAUUGGAGCUUUUGUUGGGAAUUUGAUUUUAGCUUACUUUGCACAAGAUGGACACGCUGUCUAUGGGAAUGAUCGAAAGCCAUAUAAAGUAUGGAUUUUGAAGACUAUAACAGAGACUUGGAACCUAUUCUAUAAGAAGUUUACUGCUCUCUGGGAUGAACACAAGGAUGGUCCUGGAGAGGCAUAUCUUCCUGCAAUUUAUAAUAAUCCAGACGUACAGUUGCUGGUAAAACAGAAAUACAUGAAAGAACUUUUCCACGACACUCUUGGAUUUGGGGCUGCCAAAAUGAUAAGGAGAAUUGUUGGAGUAGCUCAUGUAGAAGAUUUUGAAUCAAUCAAAGAGGCUAAAAAACGAGCUGAUUGUGAACGAAAAGCUCUCAACUUUGCCAAGAAUCUUCUGAAGGAGAGAAGAAAUUUCCGAAGCAUUAGUGAAGUGGUCACUGCAAUGGAGCUAUUCGAUUCACAAUAAACUAGUUAUCUACAUAAAUUUCAACUUGACAACCAGGAUUUUUCUUAUUAUUAUGUAUAAAAAUCUCAAAAAUCUUUCUUAUUUCUCUAAAAUUUUAUUUCAUAUUUUGAACAAAGAAUCUGAGGCUGGAACAUUACCGUACUUGGCCUUGUACUCCUUCCACACCUGAUCCACAGGUUUUCCCAACAACUCGAGGAAAUAAUUAUUGCUAUACACGUAUCUCAUUUUAUUGUUCAA